AUGUCUGCAGCUGCCCGAGAGGCUGCUGCUGCUCGGGGGGCCUACCUGCACCCCAGGCCUGCUGCCCUGGAUGGGAUACAAGACAGGGUGCGCUGGCUCCUCACUGGAGCCGCGGUGGAGACCUGUGAGCCCCAGGUCACACGUCUGCGUUAUAGCGGCCGGCACAAGGCAGCUUCUGGAGAGCUGGGCCGUGUUUCCCACCGAGACCCCAGAAUCCUGCCCGGCCUGUACAUCGGCAACUUCAAAGAUGCCAGAGACGCAGAGCAGCUGAGCAAGAACAAGGUGACGCACAUCCUGUCUAUCCAUGACAGCGCCAGGCCGCUGUUGGAGGGCGUUAAAUACCUGUGCAUCCCAGCAGCGGAUUCACCAUCUCAAAAUCUGACAAGACAUUUCAAAGAAAGUAUUAAGUUCAUUCACGAGUGCCGACUCCGGGGAGAAGGCUGUCUUGUGCACUGCCUGGCCGGCGUGUCCAGGAGCGUGACCCUGGUCAUCGCGUACAUCAUGACCGUCACUGACUUUGGCUGGGAAGAUGCCCUUCACACUGUCCGCGCCGGGAGGUCCUGUGCCAACCCCAACCUGGGCUUCCAGAGGCAGCUCCAGGAGUUUGAGAAGCACGAAGUCCACCAGUACCGCCAGUGGCUGAAGGAAGAAUACGGAGAGAGCCCUUUGCAGGAUGCCGAAGAAGCCAGAAACAUUCUGGCCAACCCGGGGAUUCUGAAGUACUGGGCUUUUCUCAGAAGACUAUAAUGCACCUGAUGUUUCUGAAAUAUGGAAAAGCCACAGCACUUAGGCGGGUGCUCUCCAACCAGAAAAGCAACCAGAGUUUAUCUUUAAGUCCCAGAGGGGAUGUGUCAACCUGUUUUUCAUUUGAAACUGAAGGCCUGUGUCAUGGUGGUGUUCUUUGUUGGGCUGGAGGGUGCUGUUCAGCUAGGGGAAAUCUAUUCACUCGCGUGCCUGUUUCCUUGACUCUGAUGCCUCUAAAACAACCUCACGAGCCCGCACCCCGUCUUGCCUCCUGUCCAUCACCGCAGUCACUCCUCCUAGGUCUCAGCUGCUCAGACUCUGCUCGCCUGUUCUUAAUUUCCCAGCUUGGGAAACAUCUCUGAGGUGUGUCUUAUCCCUGGCUUGUAUCCCUCCUGCUGGACCACACCAUGCACAUGUUUGGUUAAUAAAGGACAAAGAGCCACGUCUAA
This is a messenger RNA of Condylura cristata (star-nosed mole), 1193 nucleotides long. RefSeq names its product dual specificity phosphatase 22 (gene DUSP22). Gene Ontology annotation, molecular function: protein tyrosine/serine/threonine phosphatase activity. Lineage: Eukaryota; Metazoa; Chordata; Mammalia; Eulipotyphla; Talpidae. The coding region runs from base 1 to 747 and encodes 248 amino acids. Gene Ontology annotation, biological process: regulation of cell population proliferation; transforming growth factor beta receptor signaling pathway; positive regulation of JNK cascade. The record is from RefSeq and is a predicted model, not a curated record. Gene Ontology annotation, cellular component: cytosol. The transcript has 8 exons.